Messenger RNA from Neltuma alba, 1675 nucleotides. RefSeq names its product zinc finger CCCH domain-containing protein 15-like. Gene Ontology annotation, molecular function: mRNA binding; metal ion binding. The transcript has 3 exons. The coding region runs from base 93 to 1148 and encodes 351 amino acids. Lineage: Eukaryota; Viridiplantae; Streptophyta; Magnoliopsida; Fabales; Fabaceae. The record is from RefSeq and is a predicted model, not a curated record.
UCUCUCUCUCAUAUUCGUUUCUCUCUCUAAAUAACACAGGACCAGCCUCACUCCCUCUUCUUGACUGGCAAGUUGAAUCUUCUAUUGCGAAAAUGCAUAAUAAGGACGCUUGCUCUUCUUCAAAUGGCGGAGUCGGCACCAACAUCGCUACUUCUGGUCACAUGCAGUCGAAUGGCGCCAUUUAUGGUGCCAUCUACUCCACUCUGUUUUCUGACACCCCCUCAUUGUCAGCUACAGACAAUGGCGACCUCUCGCUUCAUUCAUAUGAAGGAAACUCUCCCUUGAAGUACAAUGACUCUCCCAUUCAGAGUCACCUGUAUGACUCCUGUGCCAUACAGAAUCAUCAAGAUAUGGUGAACCGCCAUAGCAUGUGCCUCAAUCGCCUCGCCGAAACCUCAAAGGAGGUCGAGGCUCUGCGGCAGGAGAACAGCCAACUUCGCGCUGUGAACAGGGAGCUGAACAAUCAAUUGAGCCUCCUCAUUCAGGUUUCGGUCCAGAAUCAAUUGGACGGCUCCUCUGGUCAUACAGAAGCGUUUGACGUCAUAAAUGGGUUUCGUGGCUUACGCAUUUCGGACAAUUUCGGGGAUGGGAAAGAGAACUGUGAAAAUUGGAAUAAGGAUCAAGAGGUUUCGAACGAGAGUCCAACAAGCGUGAUUGAGAACAAUGUCGAAGUGGAGAGGUUCUCGCUGCCCAAGAGUAUAUCUGUAAGGUCAAAUGGGUACUUGAAGGCUGCUCAGCCUACGGCCGCUGGUGCCAGCAAUGGAAGUCGCCCCAAGGGCGCUGCUCGGCCACGGACAUCUUUGACCCCAAGUGAUGUCGUUCAAAAGGUAUAUGUGCGUGGAGGGAAGAAGGAGGAAGAGCCUCUGGAGAUGGUGGUGUAUAACCAAGGCAUGUUCAAGACGGAGCUGUGCAACAAAUGGCAGGAAACUGGAACAUGCCCCUAUAAGGACCAGUGCCAAUUCGCUCACGGUAUUGGUGAACUCCGUCCUGUCAUCCGCCAUCCACGCUACAAAACUGAGGUCUGCAGGAUGGUGCUUGCUGGAGUUGUAUGUCCAUACGGCCAUAGAUGCCAUUUCCGCCAUGCACUCACUGAACAAGAGAAAGCCAUAGCACAGCCUAAGCCCAGGCCAAUGAACCUGCACAGAUAAAAUAACGCCAGCUCAACUGCUGAUAACUAUGGUGAGAAAGUGUCGUACUAUCCGCUACAGUAUAUGACUGAUGAAAAAUCAGAAUGGUACAUAAUGAUAUUCUUGAUUGUGUAAUUACAUACAUGGACAGAAAUUAUAAGAUAAGAAUAAUUAGUUUCAUCUAUACUUUUAUCAAGUAGAGGACGAAAAAUAUUGGAGGCUUUCUGAACCUUGAGCAGGAUUUUUGGAGAGGAUGUGGUCGUUCAUUGUAUCUCUGUCUUUCUUUUUAUUCCUCAAAGUAUAAAUUUGAACUCGACGCACUUACAGUCUUUGGUUUUCCCAAGCCCAAGCGUGCAAAUUGAAACUAUUGGCUUGGAAAACAAAGAAAAAGUGCUAGUUCAUUGUAAUGGUGUUGAUUGAUACCUUUCAAAGUGAGCAAUUUAUAAUUGGAGUCAGUUAUCUUUUGAUCGUCCUUUAGCCAAUCUGUUAUUCUUGUUUGAUGUUACAAACUCUGUUGCAUGUAGUUAUAUGAAUAAAUCCUUAUCAUU